AUGUACCCAGGCGUCCUGGCUGCCUUCCUCUUCUUGAGUUGGACUCACUGUUGGUCCCUGCCUCUUCCCAAUGAUGAAGAUUCUGACGAUUUGUCCGAGGAAGACUUCCAGUUUGCAGAGAAUUACCUGAAAUCAUACUACUAUCCUCUGAAUCCUGCUGGAAUCCUGAAGAAGACGGCAGCAAGCUCUGUGGUUGACAGGCUGAGAGAAAUGCAGUCUUUUUUCGGCUUAGAGGUGACUGGCAGACUUGAUGAUAACACCUUAGACAUCAUGAAAAAACCAAGAUGUGGGGUCCCUGAUGUGGGUGAAUACAAUGUUUUUCCUCGAACUCUCAAAUGGUCCAAAAUGAACUUAACCUACAGAAUUGUGAAUUAUACCCCUGAUUUGACUCAUUAUGAAGUUGAAAAGGCAUUCAAAAAAGCCUUCAAAGUUUGGUCUGAUGUGACACCUCUGAAUUUUAUCAGAAUUCAAAAUGGCACUGCGGAUAUCAUGAUCUCUUUUGGAACUAAAGAGCAUGGUGACUUCUACCCAUUUGAUGGACCCUCUGGUCUAUUGGCUCACGCUUUUCCUCCUGGACCAAAUUAUGGAGGAGAUGCCCAUUUUGAUGAUGAUGAAACCUGGACAAGUAGUUCCAAAGGUUACAACUUGUUUCUUGUUGCUGCCCAUGAGUUUGGCCAUUCCUUAGGUCUUGACCACUCCAAGGACCCAGGGGCACUCAUGUUUCCCAUAUAUACCUACACGGGCAAAAGCCACUUUAUACUUCCUGAUGAUGAUGUACAAGGGAUCCAGUCUCUAUAUGGUCCAGGAGAUGAAGACCCCAACCCUAAACAUCCCAAAACGCCAGACAAAUGUGAUCCUUCCUUAUCCCUUGAUGCCAUUACCAGUCUCCGAGGAGAAACAAUGAUCUUUAAAGACAGAUUCUUCUGGCGUCUGCAUCCUCAGCAGGUUGACGCAGAGCUGUUUUUAACAAAAUCCUUUUGGCCAGAACUUCCCAACCGUAUUGAUGCUGCAUAUGAGCACCCUUCCCAUGACCUUAUCUUCAUCUUUAGAGGCAGAAAAUUUUGGGCUCUUAAUGGUUAUGAUAUUCUGGAAGGUUAUCCCAGAAAAAUAUCCGACCUGGGAUUUCCAAAAGAGGUUAAAAAGAUAAGUGCGGCCGUUCACUUUGAGGAUACAGAGAAGACGCUCUUCUUCUCAGGAAACCAAGUCUGGAGCUAUGAUGAAACUAACCAUAUGAUGCAUAAAGACUACCCCAGACUAAUAGAAGAGGACUUCCCAGGAAUUGGUGAUAAAGUAGAUGCUGUCUUCGAGAAAAAUGGUUAUAUCUAUUUUUUCAAUGGGCCCAUACAGUUUGAAUACAGCAUCUGGAGUAACCGUAUUGUUCGUGUCAUGCCAACAAAUUCCCUAUUGUGGUGUUAA
This is a messenger RNA of Globicephala melas (long-finned pilot whale), 1416 nucleotides long. It is a transcript of the gene MMP13, whose product is annotated as matrix metallopeptidase 13. The record is from RefSeq and is a predicted model, not a curated record. NCBI's taxonomy places the organism in Eukaryota, Metazoa, Chordata, Mammalia, Artiodactyla, Delphinidae. Gene Ontology annotation, biological process: extracellular matrix organization; collagen catabolic process; proteolysis. Gene Ontology annotation, cellular component: extracellular matrix. Gene Ontology annotation, molecular function: zinc ion binding; metalloendopeptidase activity.